UUUUUUCAGUUUGGGUUUGUUGGUGUCAGAGACAUUAUGUGGAAGUAACCAACGUGAACAAUGAAUGUGUUCAGUUUCCACUGUCAGACAACGCUGUGGUUCUGCCAGAGAGUCCCCCUCCCCCACUCCUUGGGACGUGAGAAAUGACGGGUUUUGCUGCAAUAGGCGGCUGGUAUAGCUUGGUCACUUUCCUCUGAGCGCGUUAAGAAAAUACUCGCUAGUUAGCGGAUUCUCUUUAAACCAGCAAGACUAUCUUUGUCGCUGGUAUAAGAAUCCCCGGAUUAAAUACAGAAUCGUGUCUAGUUUUAAAUACCUUAAAAAUUUGUUCCCCAUCAGACCUAGUUGUGGAUAGUUCUGAAUUAAAAGUGGAAAAAUAAUCAGUUGACCUAGAUCUGAAGUUUUUUAACAUUUCGUUUACAUUUUUAAAAAAAAUUCCUGAUAUUUUCCUGACUGGAUGUUCUAUUUUCAUUAUUCCCUGUAGACUCUCUGGAAAACCUUCUAAAGGAUAUUUCUGCCCUGAACACCCCCUGUACCCGAAGAAUGGACGCCAACUGGGUAUCACGGAAACUGAUUCUGGCAGCAGCGCUGUUCCUGUCCUCAAGUGCAUCUGUACUGAACAUAACCACACCUGAGGUAGAGGUUGGGAAAACUACCAACGUGUCACUGGGAUGUUUCAAUCCGUAUCCUGCACGCGACAUUUCUGAAAUCGCCAUUAUUCGAAUAUUGAAAUGGGAUCAUGAUGAGUGGAACAGCGUGGCAGAACUACAACGCGGCGAUGGUACGGCAGUUAGACAAAAAUCCAAAGAUGUAUUUGUUAAGGGAAACAUCGGCUCUGUUGCUGAAAGUUUUCUGAGACUUACGUGGCCGGUGGCGACCAAUGACACACUCGGCCAAUAUCGCUGUGACUUCAUCAGCCUCACUUUCCAAGAAAACGUUUUAUGGCAAAAGAGUCUGUCCGUUUUCAUCACAAGUACAAAUCUCACUGUUCACGUCCUGAGCGAAAUUGUGGAGCAAAACAAGAGAGAAGGUUUUCAACUGCUGCACUUACAGAAACAUGAUCUAGUAGAAAACAUGACGGCGACAGUGGAGGAUCUUGAGGCGGAUCUUGAGAGCCAGUUGAAGUACCAUAUACGGACACUGAGCCACACCGUCGAGGGCAACAAGAACGAGAGUGAUAACCAGAAACGAGAAAUUCUCUGGAAGAUGAAAUCAAGUGUGGAGAAGAACAAGAAAGAGUUUCUCAGACUGCUGCGCUCACAGGAAAAAGACGUUCAGGAGAAUUUGAAGACGACAAUGGAGGCUCUGGAAGCGGGUUUUCAGAGCCAGAUACAGGUCUUGACCGACACAGUGGAGGAGAACAAGAAGGAAUGUCCUCGACAACUUGACCUCCACAAACGCCAGAUCCUGGAGAACGUGACGGAGACCGUGGAGGCUCUGGAGGCGGGGCUGGAGAGCAAGAUGAAGGAGCAGAUACAGGUUCUGAACCACACCUUUGAGGAGAAAAGGAAAAAGGAUCUUCAACAGAAUCAGAUUAUGGAAAAAAUGAAAGCGGCCUUGGAGGAGAGCAAGAGAGAGUGUCUCCAACAAAAACAGGACAUCCUGGACAAUGUGACAGCAACGAUGGAAGCUCUUGAAGCGGGAUUUGAGCGCAAACUGGACGACGUGAAGAGCCAGCUACAG
Aplysia californica (California sea hare) is the source of this 1680-nucleotide messenger RNA. RefSeq lists its product as uncharacterized. Lineage: Eukaryota; Metazoa; Mollusca; Gastropoda; Aplysiida; Aplysiidae. The record is from RefSeq and is a predicted model, not a curated record.